Messenger RNA from Racocetra fulgida, 179 nucleotides. Lineage: Eukaryota; Fungi; Glomeromycota; Glomeromycetes; Diversisporales; Gigasporaceae. The record is from the annotation of a GenBank genome assembly.
AGUCUGUAAGUGAUAUACCAGAAGCUAGUACAAAUAAGAAAAAAUACAGUAUUUGUGGUUUAGAAAGUUAUAAUGCAUAUAUAUAUCUAGAUUUUAUAGAUUGUUUGGCUAUUGAUAUAAACGAAGUUGAUGAUAUAAAUAAAAAAAGAAGUAGAAUGUGUGGUUUAAGUGGUUAUAAU